AUGGGCCGUUGUGGGCCCACCAUAACAAUCGGAAUCGUUCAUUUUGUGGAGCUCGUCGAGUUUAGUUGUAUCUUCGGCGUUGAGGGGAUGUUUGUGUUUCUAUUGACUUUGAUGGCGACAACCACGAAGAAAACCCUCCUCCUCUUCACAUCUUCCCUGCUAUUUCUCUCUCCUCCGCCUCCGCCCAACUUCCUCCGGUUCGCUCCGGACUCCGGAGACCACCUUCUACGGCCUCCCCUUGAGACGAUACUGCUCGAUGGAAAGGAUCACGGAUCACUAGCUUGUGCAGGUAAGGUGAGAGGCCAAAUCCCGAAGGUGGCCAAACAGGACAAGACGAAGAAGCCAAGUGGCAGGGCUCACAAGCGCAUGCAGUACGACCGCUGCUUCGUUACCGCCAAGAGGUUAGGAAGUGCUGGAAGCCAUCCGCAUCUUGUGGAGAAGUAGAAUCGUCUCUCCGACCAUAUUAGCAAACAUAAUUAUAGACUCAACACAUGAAAGCAAGAGAGCACCAGCAACAACUAUAAAUGCAGCAGCAGUUGCAUCUCAUGCAACAGUGUAAUGUCAAGUUGCAGCGAAUGGACCCUGACCAUCCUGCCCAUGGUGGCCCUAUCAAUGGUAUGAACUGAAGGAAUGAUAGGGCAGCCAUCAGCCAUCUCUACUUGCUAUAAGAAUGUACGAAGAAAGAAUUGAACACCCUCAACCGAUGGAUUCAAGGAAUUCUUCAGGUCUUAUGAGUGCCAAUGGGAUGGCCGUACUUAAGUCAGCAACGAAUAAUCAAGGGUGAGGUGUUUGAACAUUUUUG
This is a messenger RNA of Rhododendron vialii, 802 nucleotides long. RefSeq lists its product as uncharacterized. The transcript is spliced from 6 exons. The record is from RefSeq and is a predicted model, not a curated record. NCBI's taxonomy places the organism in Eukaryota, Viridiplantae, Streptophyta, Magnoliopsida, Ericales, Ericaceae. Gene Ontology annotation, biological process: translation. Bases 1 to 444 code for a protein of 147 amino acids. Gene Ontology annotation, cellular component: ribosome; cytosolic small ribosomal subunit. Gene Ontology annotation, molecular function: structural constituent of ribosome.